Eriocheir sinensis (Chinese mitten crab) is the source of this 3156-nucleotide messenger RNA. Its product is annotated as V-type proton ATPase 116 kDa subunit a 1-like. Gene Ontology annotation, molecular function: ATPase binding; proton-transporting ATPase activity, rotational mechanism. Gene Ontology annotation, biological process: vacuolar acidification; proton transmembrane transport. The coding region runs from base 198 to 2708 and encodes 836 amino acids. Lineage: Eukaryota; Metazoa; Arthropoda; Malacostraca; Decapoda; Varunidae. The transcript is spliced from 17 exons. The record is from RefSeq and is a predicted model, not a curated record. Gene Ontology annotation, cellular component: plasma membrane; vacuolar proton-transporting V-type ATPase complex; vacuolar proton-transporting V-type ATPase, V0 domain.
UUUCGACCAAUCAGAGCACAGAAAUUCCCCUGAAAGCUGCGUUCUGAUUGGCUGGGCGGGCGCGGGACGGCAUCACGGGGUCAGGUCAACGCAGAGAGGCACGGAGGGACGCUGAGAGGAGGCUGCAGAAGACUUAGAGCUCAAAUUUGUGACUUUUAUUUUAUCUGAGUGAGGCAGCCCAAGGCGGGUCGUCCACCAUGGGCUCCAUAUUCCGGAGUGAGGAGAUGUCCCUCUGCCAGCUGUUCCUCUCCAGCGAGGCGGCGUACAACUGUGUCUCAGAGAUCGGGGAGGUCGGCCUCGUGCAGUUCAGAGAUCUCAACCCUGAUGUGAAUGCCUUCCAACGCAAAUUCGUCCAUGAGGUGCGUCGGUGCGAUGAGAUGGAGCGCAAGCUGCGGUACCUGGAGCGGGAGAUCGUUAAGGACAAGCUGCAGAUUCUUGACAAUGGCGAGAACCCCGAGGCACCCCAGCCCAGGGAGAUGAUCGACCUGGAGGCCACUUUUGAGAAGCUUGAGAAUGAGCUUCGUGAGGUGAACGCCAACGCGGAGACUCUCAAGAAGAACUCCCUGGAGCUGACGGAGCUGAAGCAUGUCCUGGCCAUCACCCAGCUCUUCUUUGAUGAGGAGGCACAAUCUUCCCUCACUGAACAGCGUGACUCAGAGCCCAACAGCAGCAUCACCCAGAACCUGCUGCCGGCCGAGGAGGGCAAGGGACCCGUCCAGCUGGGGUUCGUGUGCGGUGUGACCAACCGUGAGCGCAUGCCCAUGUUUGAGCGCAUGCUGUGGCGUGUGUGUCGUGGCAAUGUCUUCGUGCGGCAGUCCGAGGUGCCACAAGCCUUGGAGGACCCAGUGACGGGUGAGGACGUGCACAAGACCGUCUUCAUCAUCUUCUUCCAAGGUGAGCAGCUCAAGACCAAGGUGAAGAAAAUCUGCGAGGGCUGCCGGGCCACCAUGUACCCCUGCCCCGAGAGCGCCCAGGAGCGCAAGGAGAUGGGGCACGGCGUGGAGGGGCGCCUGCAGGACCUGAGCACGGUGCUGAACCAGACCACCGACCACCGCCACCGGGUGCUCGCCGCAGCCGCCAAGCACCUGCGUACCUGGUUCAUCAAGGUGAAGAAGAUCAAGGCCAUCUACCACACCCUCAACAUGCUCAACCUGGACGUCACCAACAAGUGCCUCAUCGCCGAGUGCUGGAUCCCCAGUCCUGACAUGGGGGCUAUCCGCAGCGCUCUCAUCAAGGGGACGGAGCGUUCUGGGAGUUCGGUUGAGCCCAUCAUCAACCGUAUGGCCACCGACAUGAUGCCACCGACCUUCCACCGCACCAACAAGUUUACGAUUGGCUUCCAGAACCUGAUUGAUGCCUACGGUGUUGCCAGCUACCGUGAAGUGAACCCAGCCCUGUACACCACCACCACCUUCCCCUUCCUGUUCGCUGUGAUGUUCGGUGAUGCCGGACACGCCAGUAUCAUGCUGCUCUUUGCCGCCUGGAUGGUCCUGCGUGAGAAGCAGCUCAUUGCCGCCAAGAUGAGUGGUGAGAUCUGGAACAUCUUUUUUGGGGGUCGCUACAUCCUGCUGCUGAUGAGUCUCUUCUCCGUCUACACCGGCAUUAUCUACAACGACGUCUUCUCCAAGUCCUUCAACAUCUUCGGGUCAUCUUGGCAUGUUGGAAAGUCAGCCAACGCCACCGAGGACAACCUGAAACUCUGGGGCGAGAUUACCCUCAACCCGGAUUACAGUGACCAGUACUCCACCAUUCCCUACCCCGUGGGCUUUGACCCAAUCUGGCAGAUUGCAGUCAACAAGAUCGCCUUCCAGAACAGCUACAAGAUGAAGAUUUCCAUCAUCAUCGGCGUCUUCCACAUGAUCUUCGGUAUCAUGGUGUCCCUAGUCAACCAUAUGUUCUUCCGCAAGUACGUGAGCAUCGUGUUCGAGUUCAUUCCUCAGAUCAUCUUCCUUGUGGCGCUCUUCGGGUACCUCUGCAUCAUGGUCUUCUACAAGUGGGUCAACUUCGGGUGCGGUGAAGCCUUUGACAGUCGCCACCAGGCCAACUGUGCCCCGUCUGUCCUCAUCUACUUCAUCAACAUGGUCCUGCUCAAGAAAGACGAUCCUCUUCCUAACUGCGACCAAUGGAUGUACGAGGGCCAGUACACCGUCCAGGUGGUGCUGCUGCUCCUGGCGCUGAUCUGUGUGCCCCUCAUGCUCUUCCCAAAGCCAUUUAUCAUGAGGUCACAGCACAGAGCUCGGGCCAUGCAGCAACAAAUGGUCAACAACAGUACUGCCACUGUGGAAGAAAAUGGAGACACACCAGCACCUGUCCAUGAGGAGUUUGAGUUUGGCGAGGUGUUCAUCGAGCAAGCCAUCCACACCAUCGAGUUUGUGUUGGGCUCCGUCUCCCACACCGCCUCAUACCUCAGGUUGUGGGCGCUGUCCCUGGCUCACGGCCAGCUUUCCGAGGUGCUGUGGAACAUGGUGAUGAAAAUUGGUCUGCAGCAGUCAUCAGCAGUGGGCUGUGUGCUGCUGUACCUAAUCUUUGCGGCGUGGGCGGCCCUCACCGUGAGCAUCUUGGUGCUGAUGGAGGGACUGUCCGCCUUCCUUCAUACACUCCGUCUCCACUGGGUGGAGUUCCAGUCUAAGUUCUACAAGGGUGAAGGGUACGCCUUCGCACCUCUCACCUUCAAGCACAUUAUGGCCGGGGACGACGAGGAGCCUUAGAGCGCCACCGCUGCAGCUGCUGCCUAAAGGGACUCUUCGUGGCAGCUGUGUGGUGGAUGUACAUCAGACGCAUCAAAAUAUUGUACUUGUAGUUAGUGGUACAGUCCAUAGUGAUAAACCUGUAAGCGAUCAAUAAGAGUGAGAACAUAAUGUAGAAUAUGUUGGUUGUGUACCAAGAACAAACAAGAAAUUUUGAUUGUGAAUCAAAGUUAUAUUUUUAGCAAGCAAUGAAUUUUAAUUAUAUUGAGCAAUCAAUUAAAAGUGAGUGAUGUGUAACUUGUUGGUUAUAUGUCUAGAACAAAUAAAAGCUAUUUUGAUUAUACUUUUGAAGUGAAUUAUAUAUUUUUAACAAAUAAUAAAUUGAAAUUAUAUUAUAUAAUUAUUUUAUGCAUUUAAAUUUGACGAACAUACAAUAUAUUCAAUGUACAGCAAAUAAAAUCCUAUUUAA